AUGGAGAUUAAUUCUACACAGUCUACUGAAAGUUUAGCAGAUUUCAUCCUCAUGGCACGGGGGUUUUGGUAUAAAAGGAAUAAGAUGAUUUAUGAAAAUAUUAAUCUGCCUCCUCGACAAGUUUUAAGCUAUAUUCUUUCCUUGAAAGGUAUUCUGCCUAUAGGUCUUCAACAACAAGCUACUGUCAAGAAUUUGAACUAUAGGUGGAGUCCACCUCCACCAGACUGGUUUAAGCUAAAUGUAGAUGGGACACUCUUCUUUGACUACAAUAAAACUGGAAUUAGAGCUAUACUUUAUAAUGCUUGCGGUGAUGUGAUCAUGGCUCUUAGCAAAGUAGAAGAUGAAUUCUUAGAACUAGAAAAUGUGAAGGCUAUGGUAGUUUUGAGAGGUUUGCAAUUCUGUCUUCAGAUUGGGAUUCAUAAUCUACUUAUUGAAAGUGAUUGCUUUCAUUUAGUUGAGGAAAUAAACAGUGAUGCCGAGGCUUGUUCAACUAUGAGAACUAUGAUUGCUAAAAUUAGAAGACUUAUGCUUAGAUUCAUGCAAUGUAAGAUCCAACAUGGUUUCCAUAUGGCUAAUGCAGCAGCUCAUUACCUAGCAAGACAUGCUUGGUCCAUUUUUUGA
Juglans regia (Persian walnut) is the source of this 621-nucleotide messenger RNA. RefSeq lists its product as uncharacterized. The coding region runs from base 1 to 621 and encodes 206 amino acids. Gene Ontology annotation, molecular function: nucleic acid binding; RNA-DNA hybrid ribonuclease activity. NCBI's taxonomy places the organism in Eukaryota, Viridiplantae, Streptophyta, Magnoliopsida, Fagales, Juglandaceae. The transcript has a single exon. The record is from RefSeq and is a predicted model, not a curated record.